This is a messenger RNA of Penicillium griseofulvum, 801 nucleotides long. RefSeq lists its product as uncharacterized. Lineage: Eukaryota; Fungi; Ascomycota; Eurotiomycetes; Eurotiales; Aspergillaceae. The transcript has a single exon. The record is from RefSeq and is a predicted model, not a curated record. Bases 1 to 801 code for a protein of 266 amino acids.
AUGAGCAACCAACUUCCACCGUACAAGUUCUCCGCGGUGAAGACCUUAGAGCCACCAAAGAUGGACGGCCCAGACCAAUAUGAUCCCCUCCUAAACGACGAUGAGAAGUCUGCAGAGCAAGGUGAAAAGCGAGUUGCCACCCAGGCUCGAAAUCGCUUUCUCCUCCUCAGUGGUGGCUUGCUUCUCUUGUCAAUUCUCAUACUUAUCAUGGGAGGCAUCAACAUUGCUAUGGUCUCGUCCGUGGCAAGCGGUACUACCAAGACGGGUGACGACGUUACAGCUGUCCGAACGGCAUUGGCAACAAAUCAUCUGCAUCAAGCCUCGAAUCAAUCGACUGGGGAUGAAUUUGGCCACUGUGGGAAAUCCAUUAUAGAGGCCCGGGAGCUUGGCUGCAUCUUCGAUCCAAUGUCCUGGGCAUGGCAGCGGCCAGAAUGCUACCACGCCGAUUUGGUAAAGGACUUCCUAGGAAGAAUGGAUUGGCAUUUCUACCUCAGCAAUGAAACACUUCCGGCAGAGGAAGUGCCACGCGAGGAAUGGGAGCGGGGGGAUUAUACCAUUCUUUAUGGCCCGCGGAUGUGGCAUCAAUUUCACUGUACCUAUUCCUGGAGGAAGUUCCACGACUCCUUCCGUCACGGAAUGCCUAUGGACAAUGAUAUCCUCAAGCCCGAACACACGCUUCACUGCGAUAAUGUUUUCCUCCACGGCUACGACCCGAAGAUUUCAGUACCGUGCGACCACUGGGAGAGUGGAUGCCACACAACGGAGCUCCAUGCAGGAUUCAAUCGUUGCGGUUGGUCGUAA